GACGCUUCACUUCCGGGAAAUAUCGUGAUGCAGUUUCUACUUCCGUGAUCGGUUUGACUUUCGAUUUUCGAUCGUCACCUCGUUGAAAUUACCUCAAUUUCAGUGGAAUUAAGGUUCCCGAGGGGCUGAUAGACUUGAACAUUGAAUAAUAAGACCAUGCUGGUGCAAGAUCUAAUAAGCAUUGAUGUCAAAGACUUUGAACAAGAUUCUUUAUCAAAGAUAAAGGGCCUUGAUGUAGAUGUUGAAAGUUUCUCGACCAUUAUUGAAUGGUACGAUGCUGAUCAGGGAAACCGAGACCUCACUAUAUAUGGUGAGCCAGGCAGUGGCUGUAGUACACUUGCAGAGGGGCUUUGCCAACUUCUGGUAAAGAAUAAGAUUGUAGAUACAGAAGAAGUUUUGUACUUGGUGGUCCAAGAGGGUUGUGAUGAGACAUCAUUGUGGAAGAUGAUGAGCAGGAAAGCAAGAGAGAGAAACCAGAAAGACACUGCAUCAUAUGUGCUUCAGGAACAUUUGAGUAAAAAGAUGAAAGUGGAACGUGUAAGGGAAUUUGUGGAAAAAAAUUACAAAGUCAUAUGUGUUGAUGAUGCUGAUUUGGAUGGCAACAUCACAGCAGACUUGGUUUCAAGAAUUUCACCUGAGUCUUGCUUGAAAAUUAUAAUUCAUAACUCCAAAAAAGGAAGUGAUUUGCAUAAUGAACUGAGAAGUGUUUUUCCAAUUCAACUUAAAGGUAUGAAGGAAGCUAUAGCUAUUGGAAUUCUCAAGGAUAAUCUUGGGUCAGCUGAUAUCGAUGAGAAAAUUGUAUCACAACUUUGUUGCUUGCUUAACAGGAAUCCAUCAGCUUUGAAGCUAUUUGGGAAUUGUGUGAAUGCUUACUUUCGAGGAUUCGAUUCAAUUGUGAAUGAGCUCACGUUGACAGAAGUGGGAAUAACCAAUGAUAACUUUAUAUCAAACUCUGCUGUUUCCAAAUCUUUGAGGUUUCUUUUUAAACAUGCUAGUGAUAAGAAGGUCAUUGAAGUGUUGCAUCAGUUGAGAAAGAUCCACAGGCCGCUGCCUCUAUUGUCCCUAGAUGCCAGACUUUCUCAACUUCAAAAGCUGACAAUAUUAAGACAAGAAGAAUCCAAUGGAAUCUCAUUUGUUUCCAUGCCAAAGUGUUUCCAAAAGUGUCUCAGUGAACAGCAAAAUGGGAAUCACAGUACAGGGGAGAAAGAGGAAUCCUUUAGUGUCUUGAAUUGUUGGUACUCCCUUCUCUCUGAUCGUUUAAAGCAGCUUGUAAGAGAUGCAGAGGAGAAUGCAUGGCCAUUUGUUCCUGAGAAAUGGCAAUACAUCCAGACCGUUGGAAAAGAAGAGAACUACAACAUCAAGGAACUUAUCACAUCCUCAAAUUCCACUGUAGCUUCACUGACAGAGCUGGACGUUCUGAAGGAAUGCUUGUUCCAUGCAUAUGUCCAGGAAGAGUUCAGCAAGUUGGCUGCUCUGGUAUUUGUACUGGACAGGUUUCUUUACUGGCAAGGAAGUGAGAAGGUAACACUGACUGUGUUAGAUCACAUUCAGCGAAGGAGUCCCCACAAUGCCAUUGCUCCCCAGCUGCUUAUAAGGCAGGCUCGGAUUAUGAAAAAUAAAGGCAACUUGCAAGACGCCGAGAAAACGCUAGAUAGGUUACUGAUGAACAGGUCCGAGAUCGGUCAGUGGAAGUAUCGCGAGGCGAAGGACCACCACCUCGUGUCUGGCGUCUGCGUUCAGAUCAAAGGUGACAUACAAUACACAUUGGGAAACCUGAGUGAGGCGGUCAGAAUGCUGGUCUGUUCCAUAGAGCUGUUUGGAACUCUUCCUGAACCUGAUAAGAAGGGCUUGUCUGCAAGCCACGGGCUUCUUUCUUUGUGUCUGCGGGGUAUGACAGUGUCAGAUUACACUUAUCUCAUUCAAUCUCUUGGUCUCCUCAACGCUCACCCGCUACUCGCUGCGUACUUCAGCGCUAAGGAAGCAGCCAAGCUCUCUGUCUACACCCCUAUGUUCUUCCUUCGCCAUUCUUGUCAAGCCGGUGAAAUCAUGCUGGAAUUUGCCAAACUCGCGUUCCACAUGGAAGCAAAACGUCAGCUUCUCAAGGUUGCUGUUGAAGAUCUUAAAGAUAGCGUCCAAGCCCACCAGACGUACGCAUCCCUGACAAGCAAAGAGCAGUUCUACCUUCUUGUCUGCGCUAUUUUCAAGCUUAGCCUCGCAUUUGCAGACCUUCAGGAGUUGAAACAGGGGGUAAAGCUCAAGCUACUUGCGAUGGUGCUAUACGAGCAUUACUGCUCCUUUAGUGAGGAGAUUCUCAUCGACGGAACAAUCACUAAAGUCAUAUACCAGUGUCUUAUGAUACUACAGCUUGAGGAGUAUUCUCGCGAGAACCUUCCAAAUGCAGGAGAGCUCCUGUACAGAUACAAUACAGCGCGUGCGCAGAACCGCGCAGCGAUGGGUACGAGCUUAACACCACUGAGCUUGCUGGGACCGAACCGCAGGCUCGUUUCUGGGGGAUAUCAAGAGAUCGUUGGGAAAUAUGACAGCGAACAUAGAAGCAAGAGUGGCGUUACUGCAGAUGUAGUGCAAUCAACCCUAACGCCGGAAGUAGGAAGUGCAGAGGGCACUACGGAAACUGUGGACCAGUAUCGCGUGACUGGUGGUGACAAAGAUUGCGUUACCCUCAAUCAAGACUUUGCCUCCGAUGAAGGCGGUGCCGAGAGCUCUGUGAAAACUGUUGACCGUUCAGCGGAGACACAGGAUUGCGUUACACAAAACCAUUAUCAGGUGACUGGAAGCACAAAAGAUUGCGUUACACAAAACCAGUAUGAAGCAGAGAAAGAAGAUUGCGUGACUGUCGACCGAUCAGCCUCCACCGUUGGUUUGACGACCGAACCUCCUGCUGACAAAAGCGUUGUCACGCAAAGUCUGGAAACCGAAGUUGUCCCUCUUCCCGCUUUGUCGCGCUCUGGCACGCUACAAAAAGCGGAUGUCACGCACCAGCUGUCACGCCUAGAUGUCACGAAUAUGCGCGUACAAGAUGCUGUACUGUGGAGGUACGAACUCUCAAAUACAGGUCAAGGCCAGUGGCGAGGGCAACCAACCAUCGCUCAUGUAGGGGAGCCGCUAUCUUUGGCCAAGAACAAGAAAGGAGGCCAGAGAAACGCUCUGAUGGUUCAGUUUAUUAACCAGGACGAACCUCUAGCAAGGUACGUGGCAAAGCAGUACUAUGAGGAGCAGCCGAUCAAACAGUACCAACAAGAUGUGCUGAGCCAGAUGACUGCACGGUCUUACGUCGCGCAAUUCAACCAGAAGUUAUUCAUGCUUGAUCGGGGUGCUACAAUCGGCGAUAUCCAGUUCCUUCCUGUCGCUCUUCUACAGCUGUUCAAUAACGCCAAUGAGGCGGAACAAGUCUGCAACAUCGAGCCAUACAUGUCAGGCGAAUUCACCAAACUAACGAAUAACCUGACCUUCGUUAGAAAAGACGAAGACGGAAACCCUGUCAAAGGCGCCGACCUCGUUCUAGCAUUCAGUCAUUUCACGUGGCAAUCAUCCAAUGGGAAGCUCGUUAUUGUGGACAUACAGGGGUGGACUCCAAAGGGCAGGGGUUGCACGUUUUUGACCGAUCCCCAGAUCCACUCGGCAGUGUAUGACUGCUUUGGGACUGGGAACUGGAAACAGCAAGGAAUUGAUAAAUUCUGGAGCGCGAUGCACCCAGAAUGCAAUGCCAUUUGUAAACUGCUCGGCUUGGUUCGACCACAACAGACAUAGAUGACGCACAGUAUCAAAGUGACAAAUCUUUUUAUUACAAUUUUAAUAUAGUUGAUAAUAGUAGCAUUGGUUUAUACAAUAUUUUUUCCUGCAAUAAAAGUGACAAUAAUAAAUUGUUAGAGUGGAUUUUAUAGAGUGGAUAUUUUCGCUAUGUGUAUAUCACCCGAAAAAAUGGAACCGUUGAUUUUAAAACUGUUGUAAUUUUAUGUGUCCCAAUACAGCACGACCAUAAUUAUUUUCUAGCGCUAAAAUGUCAAGUUUUACAGAAGAAAUACUUUCUUUGAAAAUAAAGAAGUGUUCAAAUACAAUCUACAUUUUAUUUUUCCGUAUAAAUACUUUAAUGCA
This is a messenger RNA of Nematostella vectensis (starlet sea anemone), 4113 nucleotides long. RefSeq lists its product as uncharacterized. Gene Ontology annotation, biological process: protein phosphorylation. The record is from RefSeq and is a predicted model, not a curated record. The transcript has 11 exons. Gene Ontology annotation, molecular function: ATP binding; protein serine/threonine kinase activity. The coding region runs from base 157 to 3768 and encodes 1203 amino acids. Lineage: Eukaryota; Metazoa; Cnidaria; Anthozoa; Actiniaria; Edwardsiidae.